This is a messenger RNA of Trichoderma aggressivum f. europaeum, 1758 nucleotides long. RefSeq lists its product as uncharacterized. Lineage: Eukaryota; Fungi; Ascomycota; Sordariomycetes; Hypocreales; Hypocreaceae. The transcript has a single exon. The coding region runs from base 1 to 1758 and encodes 585 amino acids. The record is from RefSeq and is a predicted model, not a curated record.
AUGUCCAUCGACGGAAUUCAAUGGCAGCCGGGCGUGUGGAAGAGAAUCCCAUGGAGGACCGUCGGCUCCGUGAUAGGGUUCAUGGUGACGUGCGGCAUGAUGGCCCUCGUUCUCGCCCUGUCUGAGGAUCAAGAAACAAACCAGUGGCCGACACACAACAAAUACUUCACCGUUCCCGUUUUACUGUCUCUUAUGGGCGCCAUUGCUGUCCUGUUCCUGUCGGUAGCAAACUCGGAAGGACUCGCCAUCUCGUGGUGGCUCAAGGCUCUCCGGGGGACCAAGAUCAAGGAGCUUCACUAUGACCUCGAGGUCAAAGGCAACCUGCUGGUCGGCAUCUUCAGACCGACCCUGUUCAACAUGAUUACCAUUUCAUCCCUCGUCUCUCUUGUAGUGAGCAUCGCUGUCGGUGCUGUGCUGCAAAAGGCUUCGGACACGACGAGCAAGGCGAUUGGGCCGUACGCAGAUCACAUCGAUAUACCCGUACUCAACACAACGCUGCCGUCCAACUUUAGCGGCUGGGCAGGCGGUGGAACCCAAACCGCGUUGCUGAUGCCGGCAUUUGCAAAGGUAUACAAGGAGUAUUCGAACCAUAGCAUUAUCACGAUGCCGUCUAGCUGUAUCAACAUGACUUGCGAAUUCCAUAUCGCUGCGCCGGGCUUCGAUGUUGACUGCAAAGACAGCACGAUAGACUACGACUUUAGCACCUUUGCGUCAGCCAGAGGUGACAAGCUCACGACGUUUCGAACGAGUGUCGAUUGGAACCCGUCACAGGAUCCGAAUGCCCUCAAUCAUAUGAACUUCUCCGUUCUGUAUAAGCCCGAACCCACAUGUGCCGGAAAGUUGACGCAACAUAAUUGCACUCUACGAGCCGCCACCGUCGAUUACACGGUUACUGUUACAAACGGAAGUGUCACGCUGCAGCCUUGGAGUAUCUCUCAGAACACAACGAUUAGCAUCACCAAGUUUACCAACUGGCUGCAACUGGGUUCGGGCAGCGUCGGGGCUGGAGGAUUCUUGACCAUGUUUGGAGGCAUCGCCUCUGUUUUGCAGGCGCAGUACAACUCGAACACGACGCUCGCGAUCGGAGGUAUGAGCAACAUCCCUUAUAUGGUGACUGCGUUUGGACAGGCAGCGAGCACAUUUCUUUCAUCGGAGAUUGAAGACUACGGCAACUGUACCAUGGCAUGGUCGGAUCCCAGGGAAGACAUGAUCAACAACGUCCGCGAGCUCAUGUUCCGCAGCGCCCUUGCCGCGAUACACUUGCCCGAACAGGAGAUACUCCAGAUCAAGCCAACAGAAGCCAUCGUGACGAGAGUCGGAAUAGUUUACAGGGCACACUGGAAGUUCUUCGGCAUUGCGGUUGGAUGCAUGUUCUUCCAGCUCUUGAUUGUUCUCUACCUCAUCUGGGGCUGGCAGAAGCUCGGCAGAGAGGUUUCGCUGGAUCCUUUUGAGAUUGCAAAGGCCAUGGGAGCGCCGCUGCUGAAUCACGGAUCUUCGAAUAGUUCGGCGGAUCAGAUCCUGGAUCUUCUCGGGAGCAGGAAGGUCAAGUAUGGUGAGCUGGUUGAUGGAGAGCCCAAGGUUUCGGGAGAGACUGUGGUGCCCAAGAAUGGAUAUACCAGAGUUGACGGCAGUGACCCGGAUUUCGCCAUGGGACCUCUUCAAGCUCAGAACACUGAGUUGAGCUUGAAUACGAGGAAAACGCUGGGCCUUGCUGUCGUGGAACAGGUGCAGGAGGUUAGACUUGGGGUGCAUUACUAA